This is a messenger RNA of Exophiala viscosa, 4429 nucleotides long. RefSeq lists its product as uncharacterized. The record is from RefSeq and is a predicted model, not a curated record. Bases 1 to 3978 code for a protein of 1325 amino acids. The transcript has 4 exons. Gene Ontology annotation, cellular component: exosome (RNase complex); nucleus. Lineage: Eukaryota; Fungi; Ascomycota; Eurotiomycetes; Chaetothyriales; Herpotrichiellaceae.
AUGGCGCACCCGUUUUCUUCUAACCCGUUUUACGCGGGCACACCUUCAUACGCACCGCAACAACCUCACUAUCCUUUUCCACCUAAUGGACUGCAGCAGCAGGCAAUUCAUACGCCUCCAGGAUUAAACCAGCAACCUCCACAGCCUCCAUCCUACCAAUCGUCCCCAACAGCGAGUGCUCCCAGAUACGAUACAAAUCCUCAGAUUCGUUCCCCGUUCCCACCUUUUCCUCCUCCGCCAGCUACACUCGGGCCGGACUUUUUCAAACAAUUCGCGAACGCAGGUCUACCGCCUCCUCCACCGCCCUCAUUUCCUCCGGUGCCUCUGCCUAAUGUCGCCGGUUUCUCGCAGUUGUCUACCCCGGAAAACACCUUUGUCUCAUCGCCGUAUCGUCCGCAAACCGCCUCUGCUCCUGCUCCUCUUGCGGGUGCUUCUGCAUUCAUUGCAAACGAAAAGUUAAGGCAGAACUUUCAAGAACCGGCUGUUGUCCCCCAGCCAGAAAGAGACACCAGGAGUCAAUACGCUCUGCAUGAGCGCCCCUCCCACAAUUAUGCUUCAUAUAACGUAAAUCAAGGUGGAAAGACACAACCUGCGCGCGGUCAACCAAGCAAGGCCGACACAGGCAAAGAAGAAGCACUGCCGUCCUUUGGUUCACGGUCCGAUCUCGAAUUGCUUUUUGCUACCGCCCAACAACAAGCUUCACAAGUGAAUGACUACAACAUGGGAAACUCAUAUUCCUUUACAAGAGGUAACGAAGCCGUUGAACAGCCUUCACAACAAGCUGGUAGCGUGUCUCCAUAUGACCCAACUCGACCUGCAACAGUAGGCGAUAGACCCUCUGGUGGCUUCGGCCCAGCAAAGGAUAAGUCAAAUGAGAAGCCAAAAACCAUGCCGUCCAAGACCUUCGAACGUACGUAUGACAACAAGUCACCCACAGAACUUCGACAACUAGCAAAAGGGGCUCUCCUGUCCCUCGUGCCUCACAGAAUCCUAUACGCAGACCUUGUCAAGGAGGGUGUGGACGCUCAAGUACUAAAGGAGCUCUAUGGUGAACUCGGCAUCAAGGCAGAUGUUGAUCCUGAGCAAGGAGUCGAAAACGUGGAUGCGAUGCUAAUGGUGUCUGGUAAACCCGAGGCUAGUAACCUGUUGGCGGGUGCCGCUUCAGGUGAUGUCGCUCUGGGUCAACCACAUCCGGAUGGAAUCACACCGUCACAAGCAUCAUUGGAGAUGGCGAAGCAACCGCAUGCGCCAAGUCUUAACCUCGAAAGAAAGGAUCGCAUUGCCCAAUUGCUGGCUGCGAAGGCAGGUCGUCCAACUCCGACCACGCCAGCUUCAGGCUCAUCAACCCAAACGGAGGGCGCUCUCUCAGGUGCGUCAGCCGUGCGAACUGUCCAUACGCCUACAUCGGCUCCCCAAUCGCCAUUGCACGCAGAGAGAGAUGUGGGACAGCGGCUUCAGAGUACCACGACUGCUAAGGCUCAGCCUGAUGUUAUAAAAGCGAAGAUGGAACAACUGAAGCGUGAAUCAGAAGCCAAGGCUCAGAAGCAAUUGUCUCAGACGCAGAUGGCCUCAGGCCUGGUUCCAGACAGUGCAGUAGCAGCUACUCCUGCGAAACCCAUAUUUGGGUCAGCCUCUCAAAUCCAGGGCCGUCUCCCUACAUCUGCAAUAACAUCCAUGAUACCAGGACUGUUCAUGACACCGUCAGAACUUGCUAGUAUGGAUGAAGCAGACGCAUUGGAAGAUAGCGAGAUGGUCGAUGCGCCGGAGAAAGAGCAGGUUCAAAUCGAGUCGAGUUUGUCUACCCAAGCUCCUGCUUCACCAGCCUUGUCAGUACCUCAGAAGCGACCAAUGUCUUUCGAUCCAGCACUGGCUAGCACCGAACCUCAGGCGAAGAGCACUCAUGUGGAAAUUGCUACGGAAGGUCUCGAAGUUGAUUCUGACGAACAUUCAGAAGGAGAGAUCAUUGAAGGAGCCGAGAGUGACUCGGCUGCAGGUAUGGAAUCACGGCCUCAGGGUUAUGAGACUUUGGCAGGUAGCGAGGCCCAGAUAUCAAAGCCAGAUGCGCUUACCACGGCUCAGAAUAAUCUGGUCAAUGAAGCUGGAAAGGAAGAGUUAUACCGUGCCAAACAGACGGAGAUUGAGGCAAUGCGGCGGAAAAUCGCUGAACUGGAACAGCGCAACAAGCUGAAACGUCGAAGUCAAAUUGACUCACCCGCUUCCUCGAAUCCUCCUACGCCGGUAAUGACAAGGAGAGAACAACCGCUGAGCAGUUCGCCUGUACCUCAGCCUUCGGCUUCCGGUAUCCCAGCUGUUCCAUCCAAACAAUCCGUUGCUCGGACAAUUGCCAAGCUCACGCCCGCGCAACUUGCAGAGCGCACGGCUGCCUUGAAGGCAGACCUCCUGAGACAACGUUCACAGCGACAGCAGGUUCUGCAGGACGGGCUGCCGGAUCUGAAUUUCGAGGUGUCCAAAAUAGAGGUUCGGCUAGUAGCGGCACGGCAAGAACUCAACGAAGCUGAGACCCGAGUCUUGGAAUGCCAGUCGGCGUUGGAACAGGCCAUAAAGGCAAGAGACGACCUGUCGGAAGAAACAGCUCAACUCGAGCGGCAAUUGCAGGAAGGUCAAUCAGGCCAAAAGCAAUAUGCAGAUGAGCUCCAGCAGAUUAAGCUCGAGGGUUUAGCAGAAGCUCAAGCAUCUACAUCACAAGGAGCGACUGGUACUGUUACUAUACCGGAAACAGUAUCUGACACUGCUGGGUUCGUGAAUAACGAAUCGCACAUUCCGGCCGAGCUGCCUGAAGAGCCUAGAACAACAUCAGCCGUGUUCACGGGUGUAGAAUGGCCUAACGGUCUCGAUGACUCAAACCCACAGGCCAAAAUGCCGGGCUUCGAGGAAGGAGAGAUUGACCUCAGCCAGCCCCCACCCGGACACCAGGUGCCGGUACCAGAUGUCUACGAACCAAGUCCAGAAGACGAAGGAGAAGUGGAAGAGGACCUCCUUGAUGGAGGGCUGCCGCGAGCGGACACUUUUCAGACGGACGAAAUGGAGAUCUCUCCAGAGCCUGAAGAAGCUAUCGAGGAGCUCGAAGAUGUCGUUUCCGAUCCGGAAUUGGAACAAUCCAUGGAUGAUACGCCGAUGAAUGUGGACGAUGAUAGCGAUGGUAGUGCCAGUAUGUCGGAUUCUGAAGACGAACAGGAACAAGACUACGAACCGACUGAGACCCACAUGUCUCACGGUCAACCUGGUGAAGAAUCCGACGAGUAUGACCCGGAAGAAGCCCCUGUCACGCACGAUGCGACUCCUAACACUGGUACGGACAAUGAUGAGGAAGAUUUCUAUGAGCCUUCAGAACACGUGGAGGACCUAUCGGCUCAACCUAGCCCUGAUGUCCAGCAAGAGCCUGCUGAAGCUCGAGGAGCAGUGUCGACAGUGCCGCUUGACAAUCCACAAGAUGACAUUGAGUCCGGUCCUCAAUUGACAGAGGCAGACACCUUGGUCAAGACGCAAGGCGCACCUAACGGCGACACUUCCGAGGAUAAGCCCUACCUGGACGGAACUUCGACCUCAGCCCCUCGCUUCGUUCCGUACAAGACGCCACUCUCCGCAUUCAAGACGUUUCGUUUCCACCAAGAUUACAACAACACAGUCAAGUCUGGCUAUCGGUCGUUGACGUACAGCAACAACAUUGACCCUUCUCGUCCGCUUUGCCCUACUGAGCUCUCUGGUGAAAGUUGCUCGGAUCCGACUUGUGAAGAGCAGCAUUUCCGCCAAAUCGGGCUCCCAGAUGACAAAAUUCUUGUCCAAAUGAGUUCGGCAGGUGACAUCAAAGACAAGACGACGCGGGACGAGUUUCUUGUGGGAUUGAAACAUGUUAUUGCCGACUUGCGUUCCAACGACGUAAAGGAUUUCGACAGUGUGGCUGGGGCGCUGUCCAAUUACAGAAGAAAGUUCUUUGCUGAGCGGGAAGAGACUGUGUAAAAAGAACGUCUCGAUUUUCAAUUCCAGGACGGGAAGAACGCAGCAGCGCAGUCACCAGGGUCUCAAUAUCGCUUGGAGGAAGUUGGAUCUUGCUUGGGACUGAUGAGGGCUGAGUGUGCUUCCGAGUGUGUAUUUUUGUUGUACAACAUGUGUGUUUAGGACGCUGGACAUUGGUUGAGGAGAUGGGCCACACAGGUACAAGCCGGCAAAAGCAUGCAAGCAUCAUCCAGGCGUGGAGCUGUGUAAUUGAAAGCUUCGAUCCACCAGGGAUUGCACAGUUUCUGAAUGAAGAAUGAGCCAAUUCGAUACUUCGACUCUCGCUCGAUCAGGCUUGUCUUGUACAUGUCUUCUGAUCACAUUAUUCCUAUACACUGUGGUCUCCGAAAACUCCAUCGAGCUAAUCUCGUUGACAGCCAAAAGACCAGUCACAACGCCCGAACCUUGAGCCUCA